AUGGGGAAGAACGGGUUUCUCAUCAAACCAAACAUCUGUCUCCUUCUCCUCUUCUUCCUUCCUGGAGACACCUCACCUGCCACAGAGCCGCAGUAUAUGGUGCUACUGCCCUUUGUGAUUCACACUGGUUCUACUGAGAAGGUCUGUGUUCAGCUGACCCACCUGAAUGAGUCUGUGACGCUGAGUGCCAUACUCGAGUAUCAAGGGGAAAACAGGAGCUUGAUUGAUGACGUGGUGUCAGAGAAGGACGUGUUCACCUGCAUCCCUUUCUCUCUUCCAAAAUCAAGUAGCCAGUCACCAGCCAUGUUUAUCACUGUGACGGUGAAGGGAGCGACACUGGAGUUCAGGAGCCGCAAGGCAGUGCUGGUCAAGAAUUCUGAGAGCUUGGUCUUCAUCCAGACAGACAAACCCAUCUACAAGCCUGGACAGACAGUUCUGUUCAGAAUUGUUUCUCUGGAUAAAGACUUCCAUCCCCUGAAUGAGGUGUUUCCACUGGUGUAUGUCGAGGACCCAAAGAAAAAUCGUCUGUACCAGUGGACAAAGGCAGAUUUAAAGGGAGGGCUAAUCCAACUGUUCUUCAACCUCACCUCUGAACCUGUGCAAGGGACCUACUCAGUGGUGGCACAGAAGGCCUCUGGAAAGACAAUCAAGCAUCCUUUCUCUGUGGAAGAAUAUGUGCUGCCAAAAUUCGAAGUGACAGUGAAAAUGCCCAAGAUGAUUACCAUUCUUGAUGAGAAGCUGAAGGUGACAGUUUGCGGUCUAUACACAUUCGGGAAACCUGUUCCUGGCCUCGUGAGCGUCCGUGUCUGCCGGAAGUUUGAACACCCAGCCACUGCCUGCUAUGGUGAGGAGGCUAAAGCAGUGUGUGAUGAAUUCUCUGGACAGACAGACAACUAUGGCUGCAUUUCUGAAACGGUAAAGACCAAAUUAUUCCAGCUCAAGAGAAGUGGAUAUGAGAAUAAGCUCCAUGCGGAGGCUAAGAUUAAAGAGGAUGAGACAGGGGUGGAGAUGACUGGAACAAGUUUCUCUGAGAUCACAACCACCAUUAGCAAAAUCACCUUUGAACAUUCAGACUCCUACUUCAAACCUGGAAUCCCCUUUUUUGGGCAGGUGAAACUAGUGGAUGGAUCUGGAGCUCCAAUUACCAACGAAACCGUGAGAGUUUCUUUACAAGGAGGCCAGGAAAACAACUAUACAACAAAUGAAGAGGGCAGGGCAUGGUUUGCCCUGAACACUUCCAUGUUGGACUUCAGUUCUGUUGGAAUUAGGGCAAUUCAUAAAGUACACCCCUACUGCUAUGACCGUUCCUGGGUUGUUCCACAUUACGAAGAAGGCUACCUCCAACUAAAGCGCUUUUACUCUCCUAGUAAGAGCUUCCUCAAAAUUGAGCCCAAGUCUGAGACACUAAGCUGUGGCUCCUCCACAGAGGUCCGAGUCCACUAUAUCCUUACUCCUGAGGCCAUAGGAGAACUGAAGAAAAUAACCUUUUACUACCUGGUGAUGGCCAAGGGAAUCAUUAAGCAAGCAGGUAUCCACGUUCUGGAUUUGGGCCAGGAAAGUGCCAAUAGAGUCUUCUUGAUACAAUUGCCUGUACAAGCUGAUAUUGCUCCAGUGGCUCAGAUGCUUGUCUACACCACUGCUCCCAGUGGGGAGGUGAUUGCUGAUUCAACCAAGUUCAAUGUAGAGAAAUGUUUCAACAAUAAGGUGGAUUUAAGCUUCUCUCCUUCUGAAGGCCUUCCUUCCUCUGAUGCUAGCUUGCUGGUCAGAGCCUCCCCAAACUCCCUCUGUGCUGUCCGUGCUGUGGACAAGAGCAUUCUCCUCAUGAAGCCAGAAGCUGACCUGUCACCCAGCUCGGUAUAUAGCUUACUGACAGUGAAGGAAUCGCAUGACUAUUUACAUGGUCCAGACAUGGAAGAGUCCCUGGAGAACUGCAUCCCCUUGAAGAAGAUAGUUCUGAAUGGGAUCACCUACUCUCCAGUAGUAGAGAUGAAUGAAGAUGACACUUACAGAAUCUUAAAGGAUAUGGGUUUAAAGGUUUUCACAAAUACCAAGGUGAGGAAACCUUGGUAUUGCAGCACUGAGAAUUACAUGCCUGAAGUCGCCUUUGCAUCACCUUCAGCCUUGCCUGGAGCAUCUAUGCAUUCAAUGAGGAGUAGCGGCCAUCUUUCAUAUAUGCUUUUUGGCUCAUCAAACACUCCUGAAGAGCUGACAGAGACAGUCCGAAAGUAUUUCCCAGAAACUUGGAUUUGGAGUUUAGUAUCUGUAAGCUCCGAGGGAAAUGCUGAUCUCGAUGUUACCAUCCCUGACACCAUCACCGAGUGGAAAGCCAAUGCAUUCUGCACUUCAGCAGACAUGGGCUUUGGCCUGUCCCCAACAGUGUCCCUCAGAGCUUUCCAGCCCUUCUUUGUAGAGCUCACUAUGCCUUACUCUGUGGUGCGUGGCGAGUCCUUCACACUGAAAGCCACCGUUUUUAACUACCUCACCACCUGCAUCAGGGUCAGUGUGACCCUGGCUCAGUCUACUCAUUUUCUGGCCGCUCUGGUGGAAAACGAGGAAGAAUCUCAUUGUCUCUGUGAGAAUGGGCGGAAAACUGUGGCUUGGCUGGUGACUCCACGAUCUCUAGGGCAGGUAGAGUUUUCGGUGACCACCGAGGCCCUGCAGAACCAGCAGCCCUGUGGGAAUGCCAUCGUGGAGACCCCUGAGAAAGGGAGGAAGGACACUGUCAUCAGACAGCUGCUGGUGGAGCCUGAAGGAAUUGAGAAGGAAACCUCCCAGAACUCUGUGCUCUGUGUAAAAGGAGCACCUAGGAAAGAGAAGUUUUCCCUGUUACUACCCUCAAAUGUGGUACAAGACUCAGGCAGAGCAUAUUUCUCAGUGCUGGGCGACAUCAUGGGUACUGCCAUGCAGAACCUGCACCAGCUCCUCCAGAUGCCAUUCGGCUGUGGGGAGCAGAACAUGGUCCUGUUUGUACCCAACAUAUACGUCCUCGACUACCUGAACAAGACAGGGCAGCUGAGUGAGGAAGUCAAAUCCAAAGCCACUGGAUACUUAGUGAGCGGUUAUCAGAGACAGCUGAACUACAAGCACCCAGAUGGCUCUUACAGUACCUUUGGACCACGUUAUGGCCAACCAGGGAACACUUGGCUCACAGCCUUUGUCCUCAAGGCCUUUGCCCAGGCCCGGACUCACAUCUUCGUAGAUGAGAACCACAUCCAGGAUGCUUUGGUCUGGCUGUCCUACAAACAGAAGGAGAACGGCUGUUUCCAGAGUUCUGGGACACUCCUGAACAAUGCCAUGAAGGGUGGAGUGGACAACGAGGUCUCACUGACGGCCUACAUCACUAUCGCAUUUCUGGAGAUUCCUCUGCCUGUAACUCACUCUGUUGUGCGUAAUGCUCUGUUCUGCCUGGAGAUGGCCGCGGGUAAGACAGACAACCAUGUGUACACCAAGGCACUGCUGGCAUAUGCCUUCGCCCUGGCACAGAAGGAAGAGAAGCGGAAGGCAUUGCUUGACUCACUUGAAAAGGAAGCUGUGAAAAAGGAUGGGACUGUUCACUGGCAGCGGCCAGGGAAAGAGCCGGAGGUGGAUCUGCCAUACUACCACUACCGUGCUCCCUCUGCUGAAGUGGAGAUGACAGCCUACGUGCUCCUCGCUCACCUCACCACGCAACCAGCCCCUUCCCAGAAGGAGCUGUCCUUUGCAUCUCUGAUCGCAAGGUGGAUCAUCAGUCAGCAGAACCCGAACGGAGGCUUCUCCUCCACCCAGGACACAGUGGUGGCUCUGCAAGCCCUGUCCCUGUACGGAGCCGCCACCUACGCCAAGAGCGGAGCAGCUUCCCAAGUGACACUGCGAUCGGGAGGAGACUUCCAGCAAGACUUCCAGGUGGAUCCCAGCAACCGGCUGCUGCUCCAGCGCGUGGCCCUGCCCCGGGUGCCAGGGGAGUACAGCACGGAGGUGUCUGGUGAAGGAUGCGUCUACCUGCAGACAAGCCUGAGGUACAACGUGCAGCCCACACAGGAGGACGCGCCCUUCCUGCUUCAUGUGUACACAAUUCCAGAGACAUGUGAGGACUCCAAGGCUCACAAGGUCUUUGACGUAGGCAUAAAUGUCAGUUACACUGGGGAGCGCAACAGCUCCAACAUGGUGAUUGUUGAUGUGAAGAUGCUGUCAGGAUUCAUCCCUGUAAAGUCCUCCGUGAGGAAGUUGGAAAGUCACGCUGUUAUUGAGCGCACAGAGUUGAGCACCAACCAUGUCCUAGUCUAUCUGGAAAGGCUGAGCAGCGAGACCCUCAGCUUCUCCUUCUCGGUGGAGCGGGACGUCCCCGUGCAGGGACUGAAGCCAGCCCAGGUGAAGGUCUAUGACUACUACGAGACAGACGAGUUUGCCACUCAGGAGUACAGCGCUCCCUGCACCACAGCUAGGGCUGAACAGGGAAAUGCCUGAAGAACACGUCUGAGCCUUGCUGGAUCAUUUUAUAUGUCUCUGCCCCUAGAAGACCUUCUGAUUGAGGGGUGCUAUUGAAAUGUUAAAGAAAGACACCUCAAC
Messenger RNA from Colius striatus (speckled mousebird), 4545 nucleotides. It is a transcript of the gene A2M, whose product is annotated as alpha-2-macroglobulin. The coding region runs from base 1 to 4443 and encodes 1480 amino acids. The record is from RefSeq and is a predicted model, not a curated record. The transcript is spliced from 36 exons. Gene Ontology annotation, cellular component: extracellular region. NCBI's taxonomy places the organism in Eukaryota, Metazoa, Chordata, Aves, Coliiformes, Coliidae. Gene Ontology annotation, molecular function: endopeptidase inhibitor activity.